Molecule: messenger RNA, 5107 nt
Organism: Lutzomyia longipalpis
Lineage: Eukaryota; Metazoa; Arthropoda; Insecta; Diptera; Psychodidae
Product: transforming growth factor-beta-induced protein ig-h3
Exons: 8
Coding region: 2322-4898 (858 amino acids)
Biological process (GO): extracellular matrix organization; cell adhesion
Cellular component (GO): extracellular matrix
Molecular function (GO): cell adhesion molecule binding
Source: RefSeq, a predicted model, not a curated record
UUUUUUUGCCCAUUGUUGCGGUAGAAUUAAACAUAGCGGGUUGGUGGAUAUAAAAAAAGAGGAACGCAAAGAUCAUUUAAAGUAGAUGAGUGGCUAAAAUGGCUAGAUUGGCAAUUAAUGGGUUAAGCAAAAACAUGAGCAACGCGACAAUCUUCAUGCUCGUGACUAUUUAAUUCGGUUCAGCUGAAGAAUCUCUCUUCUUCUGUGACAAAAGGUAGCAUGCUUAAUUAUUUACAUUCUAUAAAACACACAAAACACUCUCGGAAUGUGCCUCUCUUUGCUGUACUUGUUCUGCAAUCUGUUCAGCAGGAAAGCGAUUAAAUCGAUUCGAUAGAGAUAGGUUAAAAGCAGAAAUUCUAUGAAAAAAAAAAAAACAUGGAGAUUCAACGGAAAAUAUUUAAAAAAUAAUUUCAUAAGAAUUUUUGAUUUAACAAAAUAUUAUGUUAUUUUAUGUUUUUAAAGAUUAGAAAAUAUUAAAAAAUUCUUUUUUUCAUGGAGAGAGAUUUAAUUUCUAUGUAUUCCGUAGCUAGGAGUGUUUAUAUAGCAAAUAACUUGAUCGCUUUUACCCGAUUAUUUCUAAAUAUUUCGAAUUUUCAUUUCAGUCUUAAUUUUCUUAAUAUUCACGAUUUAAAUGUUUUUAUGCUCUAGUUUUUUCACUUUUUCACUUAUUUGCAAAUUAAACAGGAAUAUUAUUUUGAGUUUUAAUUGUAUUUUUCUUUUAUAAAAGUUAUAUGUUCUCUUUUAUCUUUCUUUUACUUUCUUUUAUAAUAAAAAAAAUGAUACAAAUUCAUUAAAAGUUUAAAAAUAAUAAUAAUAAAUUUUCCCAGAAUAAUCGUGAAUUUUUACAAAUAUUCCGAAUGUUUGCUUACGAAUAUUGGAAUAUUUUCCAUUCAGAUAAUUACCUCCUGCACAUCUUCAAACAUUUCUGUGGUGCUGUAGAAAAUUCUCGAAAGAUUUUACUCACUAUACUACAAAUUCUCUGACUAGCCCUGUGCUGUGAGAAAGAUUUGGCCGAAAUGAGAUGAAUAAUUGCAAACGUUUUAAUCUCUCCGAGUAAAAAUAAUUAAUUUACAUUUUACAUUUGAUAAGGCACAAGAUAAUUUAAUUUAAUUCAAAAUUCCCCAUGAGUAAUACAACUUUAGUCACGAAUUAAAUAUUAAUAUAUUUUAAGUAAAACAAACAGAGUCAUAAAAAUAAAUAGAGCACAAUGCAACAUUCUAUUAGAAAAUUUUCACAAUAAUCAGAGUUUCAAGUGGAACUGUGAUAAAAAUAUGAUUUUUCUCGAUGGGAAAAAUUGAGAAACACUGAUACGGAAGAUUCUUUCAGCGGUUGCAGUUGAUUUAUUCAAAAAUGGGUGUGCAGAGGAGCAAUUGACGAUACUUUGCCUUUUUUUGCAUUCUUCUAGCUCCCAAAGAGAAGCAUAUUGAAAAUGGAUGAGAACCAUCACAUAUAGUGAAAUUGUUUUCAGUCAUUUCCGUCAAUUAUAUUCUUGUUAGAUUUCUGAUUGGAUGCCAAUGCGAUGCCGGGGGAGUCUUGAUCUUGGUGCAUGUGCAAUGAAUGGAAAUAAUAUGAAACUUUAUAUCUUGUCAAGGCAAAAUUGAUGCCACAAUCACGAUCAACUCAAGUUUUUUUUUUACCAGAAAUACAUUUUCUGCAGUAGAUAGAUGUUUCAGCAGAAACAUCAGCUAAUUUUCUUGCCGAGUUAGCGACUCAAUUUACUUGAACUUGAUAGCAGGAGAAAUUUUCUGGUGUUGAGGAAAAAAAAAUGAUGGGAUGGGCAAUGGAAGCAGCUGCUAAAAGAGUUUUUGUGAGUCAUGAUUUGCCACUCUUUGUGGAGGAGAAAAAAAACGAACAUCUUGGGGAUUGUUCUGGGUGAGGGAUAAAAAGCAGAAGUCGCGUUGUGUGGUUAAUAAAUCAAAAUAUAGCAACGAUCGCGAUAGGAGAUCAUUCGAACGAUCAUUCUUGCCACUCUGCUGUGCUUCUCCAGGCCCGUACGAUCGGUAUGAGUGUGUAGCUGUGAUUAUAAAUACGAACUCCAGACGCAGAGUCCCAACCAGUUGAGCUCAGGAGUUGAACGAAGCAACACCACUCGCGAUCUUCAAUUUGUGGAUUUUUGCUCUUUUAUUUAUUUUUUUUAUUUUUUUGCUUUCUCGACACAGCCAAGUGAACACAGAGAGUGCACGAAGAUCACAGUGUGAAGAUUUUUCCGUGGCAAUUGUGUGUGGUAUUUGAAGUGAAACAGCACUGAGGAAAAGCUAAAAGUAUAUCAGUGAAUUGUUUUUAGGUGAAAAGUGUGCGCGAUCUCUUCAAAAGGGGAGAAAAUGGAGCGUUUCCCUUCAAUUUCUCUACUACUUCUGGUCACCUUUGUUGCAUUUGUGGCCACCGAAGAGUUUGACGAUGUAGCUCGAGCUGCAUCACCUGGAUUCGCCGAUGGAUUCAGUCAGUGGCAUUCGGGAUUGUUGGACUUUUCCGGUACACAGGGACUCUUCUGGCCACAUCAGUUGGAUUCGGAAUUCCGCGAUGGGAGCAAUUUUGGUGUUCGUCAGCCGGCUGUUGAGCACAUUCCCAUGAAACCUGAGGAAUCACUUGGAGAAAAGCCCGAUCGCGACACUGAACCACUCGAUGUUGAGUUUAUUAGUGGAUCAAUUGGCAAUCCAGACGAUACUCAAGUUCAGAUUGACAAUCAACCACAACGCCCUGUACAGCCGUACCCAUCAUUCGGUCCAGGAUUCGACGAUACUCUCUUCCAGCACACCUUCACCAAUUUCCCGGGCUUCAAUAGCUUCUUCCCUGGCUUUGGCUUCAACAGACCCCAACUGAGACCAUGGUGGAGAGGACCCAAUGUUUGCACGGAAAAGGAGGAAGAUAUUGAGGAAUGGGACAGAGAAAUGCUGUCUGGAUUAUCUCUCAACUUUGAAUCGUGCGUCGAGAAGACCAACAAGCAUGUCUGCAAGACGAUUUCCAAUCGCAAUGGACAGAAGUACACCGUGACCGUUACUCACAAGUGCUGCCAUGGGUAUGAACGGACCAGGGACGGUGCUCGCGGUAUCACGUGCAAGAAGGUUGAUUUGCACUCUGUGGAGGAGACGGCGGAGAGUUUGGGUGCCAAGGAGUUCAUGAGGAGUGUGAAGAACAAUGGCUUGACUGAGAGGAUCACGGAGAAUAUCACAAUAUUUGUUCCACUCGAUUCCGCAUUCACGCUUUUCUCCGAGAAGAUGUUUGAGUCGAAUCUCGUAGUUCUUCCACUGUCGAGGAGUCGUAGGGCUGCAAAGGAUGUGUCAGGGAUCACAACGAGGGAAUUGGCUUUGGCUCAUAUUGUGGAUGGAUUUGUGCGUGUUGAAGACAUUCAGAAUGAGCAACUUCUCACAACAUCCUUCGAGAAUUCCACCAUCCGCAUGAAUAUCUUCCCACGUCCACCGAAUCAGGAGAGUCACGAUUUCCGCUACACCGCCAAUUGCGCUCCCCUCAAGAAGGUUAACAAGGUGGCAACCAAUGGAAUUGUUCACGUUGUUGAGAAGGUCCUAGCUCCAGUCACCCAGAACAUCCUGGAGAUCAUUGAGCAGCGCAGUGAUAUGACAAUCCUGCGUACGGUGCUGCAAAAAACAGAGAUUGACAAACUUCUCAUGCAGGAUGGGAAAUCCUUCACGCUCUUUGCACCCACGGAUAGGGCAUUUGAGAAGUUGGAGCCCCACCUCAGACGCACCAUCAAAGAAGGAAGUGGCUGUGCCGCAAAUAUCCUCAAGAAUCACGUCUUGGAUCUAACCUUCUGUUCCUGCGCCGUCGUGAAUACCGUAAUGACUCACACGUACAAUCUUCUGGAUCAGAAGAUGACUUUUGAGCGUCUUGAUGGUGAGAAGGAGGAGAAGGAGACCCCUGAAGCGUCCGAAGUUGCCGAUAUGACGUCCACCAAGGAGAUCACAGUCAAUGGCUUGGCCAAGAUCACUGAAGCUGACAUUAUGGCAACAAAUGGUGUGAUCCACGUCAUUGACACAGUGAUUCCCACAGAAUCCGGCAUGCCAAUCACUUCCAUGCUCUCCACGCAGAAUUUGACCACCUUCAAACGUCUCCUGGAGGUUUCUGGGCGUGAGGAAGAGUUCGAAAUGAUGUCCAAUGUGAGCUUCUUCGUGCCUUCUGAUAGGGCUUUCAAGGAUAGUCGAUGGGCCAAGGAGCUCGAGGAGAAUCCUGAAGGUCUCAAGGACAACGAAGAAUUGAUCACCUUCCUCAAUUACCACGUUGGUAUUCCCCUGAUUAAGACUUGCGAUCUCACUGAUGACAUGAUCCACACAAAAUCCGGCAGUGAUAUCCGUGUGAAUCUCUACGCCACGCAUCCAGUCUUCUCGAAUGUAAUGAAUCGUGCCACAGUCAACUGUGCUCGUCUCAUUCACUUUGACGAUGAAAGCUGUGGAUCUGUCCUCCAUCAAGUCGACAAGGUGUUGGAACCACCAACAAAGAGUCUCCUGGAAAUCCUCGAUUCAACGGAAAAGUACAGCAAAUGGCUUGAUUUCAUCCGAGCGGCCAACUUGACGAGCCUCCUCGAGGACACAGAGCAAGAUUUCACUCUCAUGGUGCCCACAAAUGAUGUCUUCAGGGAGCAGAGGGAGUGGUAUGAGGAGAAACUCAAGAAACCCGAAGAGGCUGAGAUGAUUGUGAAGAAUCACAUGCUUCAAGAUGUUCUCUGCUGUGCAGGCAUCGUCCCAUCUGACUGGCCUUUCGUGCGCACAAUUGAGGCCCUCAGUGGGCGCCCCCUGCGCAUUGAUCGCGGCCGCCGGCCCGUUGUGGCGAAUGCCGGAAUAACCAAAUGUGAUGUCGUGGCCAAGAAUGGCGUUCUGCACGAGAUUAAUGAUGUGAUCAUCCCCAAGGAGCGCCAGAGGACCCCCGUGUCGUCCUUCUUCUGGUGAAGCAAAUCACCCGCGUGGCGCACUUUCUCCCACCCGGAGCAGCCUCCCCAUGCGCGCGCUCCCUGGCACAUCCCCUUGUGAGCCCCCUCUAAAUUAUACGCAGCCACCCCCCUCGAGCUACACAGCUCAACUACAUUUAAGCACAACAUUUAUGUUUAUUUGAUCUACUAAGUGGAUGGCAAAUAAAUUGUGAGAUAAUAUUAAACAAA